Molecule: messenger RNA, 1068 nt
Organism: Rotaria socialis
Lineage: Eukaryota; Metazoa; Rotifera; Eurotatoria; Philodinida; Philodinidae
Source: the annotation of a GenBank genome assembly
AUGGUGAGCUGUUGUGUUGGACGAUUUUGUCUAAAUAAAUUUUGCUUUAUAAUAGUUAUUUUUGUAGUCGCAUUUCUUAUUACUUUCUUGCCUGCUACGUUUGUCUUGAUCCACAUAGAAAAACAACACAAGAAAACAGUAGUUAUUAAAAUUGAUCAACCAAAUAGACAGCAUGUUCAAACACAAAUCAAUGGUAUCUAUGAAAAUUUGAUUAAAUGGAAUCGAACAUAUUGUAGUUCUGCAUCCGAUCGGCGUGGACCACAUCAAAAAGUAAUUGCUAUCUCAAUUUAUGGAAAACAAUCAAAAUCUACCAACAAUGAAAUGUAUUCAUGGGAAACAAGUAUUGUAUCAUUUUUCAAACCUCUUGUUAGCGAAAUCACUGAGUUACUUCCCCAAUGGGUUCUACGUAUUUAUAUUGAUUUCGCUGGUAGUACAGAAUCUCAAAGAAACAUUUUCUAUAAUUUUUCAAAUGUUGAUAUCUGUGAUAUUAGUAACAUUCCUGUGUUUGGUUCAUCUUUAAGGUCAUUUUUACCAGGAAAAAUGUGGUGUUUUAUGCCAAUAUUUGAUCCAUUUGUGGAUUAUUUACUAUCACGUGAUCUUGAUUCGCCAAUGACUCAACGUGAAACAGAAACAAUCGAUAUAUGGCUAUCAAAUGAACAAGAAAAGAAUUUUUUCUAUAUUGCACGUGACAAUGUACAACAUGGUCUAUUUAUAUUAGGUGGUCUCUGGGGCGCAUCAUUGGUACGUGCUCGUCAGCAUUUAAUUCAAAUCUUUCAGCCUAUGCUCAUACCACGAAUAGCUAGACGUUAUAUCGGUAAAGGUGAUCAGCGAUUUCUUAAUGAUUAUGUUGGAAAACACGUUAGAAAUAAUUCAUUAAUAUUUGAUAGCUACUUUUGUACAGAAUUAGGUGGUCAACCAUAUCCUUCUAAAAGACCAAUGGAUGGAUGUUUUCUUGGAUGUAUAAGACCAUGUUGUGAUAAUCAAACAAAUACUGUUUAUCAAGGAGCUAAAAUUGAAUGUCCAAUGAAAUGUAGACCAAAAGAACAUCUUGAUUGGAUUUAUUGUUAA